AUGUUGAACGCCACUCAAGUAGAAGAAGAUGAUGACUUGGAGGAGGGUAAUGAAAUGCAGGAGCAACCUACAUUCUUGGACGCACUGGUUCAGCCUGAAGGACAAGCAGCAGCUAGACAGUCUCAGGUACUGCCUGGUCUCAACUUUAUCUACUCACCGCGAUGCAUGAAGUGUUCUGGACUAUUCAUUGGUAUCAUUGCACUUUUGUUCUCUGUAGUACUUCUCUCGGUCUCAUUGUCAACAUCAUUAGUUCACGAAGGAAACGAUAGCUCAGAGGAUAUUAAUCCUGCCGAUCAACUCAAUUUCAACUCAAAGUUACCUCUUUGGGUGUUGGACUCGAUCGAUGUAAAUAGAAUCAUAUCAAAUGUACAGUAUCUAUCAAGCGAAGAGCUGCAGGGUAGACAACCUGGCACGCCUGGCGAGGCACUGGCCGCACAACACGCAGAGACCAUCUUCAAAACCGCUGGUCUGCAACCAAUGGGAGACAAUGGCACUUACAUUCAAAAGGUGCCUCUGGUGACCACCUCCAUCACCAACACACCUACCUUGUCGAUCGCUUCCGCCACUGGAUCACUCAAUCUCCAGUACACACUCAACUUUACUCUCACCACCGAGACCAACGACUCCUCGGUCUCUCUAUCAUCAACACCUCUGGUGUUUGUUGGCUAUGGUAUCGUAGCACCAAACCUUUCAUGGGAUGAUUACAAGUCAAUAGACGUCAAGGGCAAGGUAGUCUUGGUAUUGUUUGGAUCACCAAGUUCAUUCAACGCUACGGACGCUGGAUACUAUGGACGCACGACAAAGAAGUAUGAAGCGGCUAGAAAGCAUGGCUGCGCAGGUAUAAUGUUCUUAAACUCUGCCCAAGAUGGCCAAAAGUGGAGUCAGAUAGUGCAGCAGUAUCAGACUGUAAUGAUGUCGUUGGAGAAGCAAUCACAGCAGAGCCCACUCUCAAUCAGAGGUUGGAUCAGUGAGGGUGCGUCAAACCAAAUAGCAUCAACGUCCAUUCAACCAACUACAUUUGACAAAUGGAUAGAGAGUGCAAAUCAGACGACCUUUCAACCGAUUGACACCCAACUCACAGUCUCCACUACAUUAAGUGUAACCAAUACACAUAUUGAAGGACAGUCUGUAAUUGCUGGUGUGAUUGGCGCAAAGCACCCCAACGAUGUUAUUGUUGUGAUGGCCCAUCAUGAUCACUUGGGAACACGCACUGUAAAUGGCAAAACAGAGGUUUAUCAUGGCGCAGUUGACAAUGCAAGUGGAGCAGCACUACUCCUUGAGAUGGCCACCGUACUUGGACUCUACGCCAAGAUAGCAUCGACACCAACAUUCUCAGAGGUCGGUCCCAUCUAUCCAAUGGACCGUACACUCAUGUUUGUCAGUGUGACAGCAGAGGAGUACGGAUUGCUUGGCUCACAGUACUUUAUUGAUCACUUUGACCAGCAGAACAAGCACAUUGUAUCCGCCGUCAACUUUGACAUUGUAAACUUCCUCAACGUCACCAGAGAUGUCACGCUGCUGGGUCGGACUGGCGCCUUUGUUGGACCAGUUUGUCAAUGCCUCGGCCGUGGACGAGAAGAUGACAGUGUCGCCCGACAGAUUCCCCCAGAUCCAUAUGCUCUACAGGAA
Molecule: messenger RNA, 1629 nt
Organism: Acytostelium subglobosum LB1
Lineage: Eukaryota; Evosea; Eumycetozoa; Acytosteliales; Acytosteliaceae
Exons: 5
Biological process (GO): proteolysis
Molecular function (GO): metalloexopeptidase activity
Source: RefSeq, a predicted model, not a curated record